Molecule: messenger RNA, 1107 nt
Organism: Pseudomassariella vexata
Lineage: Eukaryota; Fungi; Ascomycota; Sordariomycetes; Amphisphaeriales; Pseudomassariaceae
Exons: 1
Coding region: 1-1107 (368 amino acids)
Source: RefSeq, a predicted model, not a curated record
AUGGCCCUCCCCGAAGACUCAGAUCUAUCCAUCACCCCCUUCUCCUCCGUCAACUUCACCCUGCAAAAUCCCUGCGACUUCACAACAUGGUUCUACAUCGCCAAAGCCGUCGCAGGCCCCCAACUCUGGCCCUCCAUCAACCCUCUCCUGCCUGGUCCCUCCAUCAAGCCCCUCCUCCAAGAACCGCCCCGCCCCUCAGAUAAAGGUCUGGAAAAUUUCACCGACAAAGAAUUCCGGCUCUAUCUAUGGUAUUAUGAGCGCUGGCGCGAGCGACACAACGAUUGGAAAGUUCAGCAAAUGCAGCUGCACAACAUGGAUGUGUGGCUAUUUCGAUCGGUGGCGCCGCAAUUCUGGGCCUACUUCAAGCGGGAGGAGAGUGUCCGGGAGAAGAUGCUCGCCAUCAGAAGCGCACUUGACCAUGGGCCAAGGGGAAGGUGGUGGUAUAAGGGUAAGCAGGCUAAGGUGCCUGUCACGCAGCAGGCGGAUUUAUUACCGACGAGUCCUGAGGCGGAUCAUCCGCCUUGGAAGAAGAGUGCUCGACCGGGGCAGGGGAGGCCGCGGUUGGGGAGUUGUUUUGGGGCGUUAGAUGGGAGGGGCAGGGGGGAACAGGGGGUAGUGGGGAUGAUAAGGACGGUGAAGGAGGACGGUGUUGGAGAUGAGACGAAAUUGAAAGUGGAGGAGGGAGUUGACCAUGCCUCUGGGGACGGGAAGGUGGUUGAGACGGGCGCUGAGAACGGGAGGGCGGUCAAUUGGGUCGAUUCGAACAAACCGGUGAACAGUACGGUUGCUACCGAUCAUCAGGAACAUGUCGAAGUUUCCAGUGUCGAGGAAGUUGAGGAUGAUAUGUUUGGGAACUACAAGCUAGUUGGCGCUUCAAUGAAUGAUCAUGGCGCGGCCUGUGGACUCGCUAAAGGUGUAACUGAUGUUCACAACAGAGCUCACACAUCGGGAGUUGACGAUAUGGGGGCGAUGGGCAUGGGUGAGGAAUGUAAUGACAAGGACGUCGAAAACCUUGACAACCAUGGACCGGUGAUGGGGCAGGUUAGCGAUGAUGUCACAGAAGACAGCCGCAACGGUGUCCCUGUCGCAGUCCCUGUGUGCUCAUAG